This is a messenger RNA of Morus notabilis, 3311 nucleotides long. RefSeq names its product RNA-dependent RNA polymerase 1. Lineage: Eukaryota; Viridiplantae; Streptophyta; Magnoliopsida; Rosales; Moraceae. The record is from RefSeq and is a predicted model, not a curated record. Gene Ontology annotation, molecular function: RNA-directed RNA polymerase activity. The annotation marks the transcript as partial. Gene Ontology annotation, biological process: siRNA processing. The transcript has 5 exons. Gene Ontology annotation, cellular component: nuclear RNA-directed RNA polymerase complex.
UAGCACGGUUCACUCUGUGCUUCUAUGUUUUCUCACUAUAAAUACCAAUCACCCAUUAGCAUUCGAUUCAUCAUCAAAGCAUUUGUCAUCUGUUUCAGCAUUCAUUUUUCGAGGACAGUCAAAUUCUUCUCUCUCUCUUUUCUCCCUCUCUCUCUUAAUUUUCCGAUCAGUUCGUACUUGACAUCUUUCUCAGUCUCGGUUUCGAGGGUUUUAACUUAGUAUUGCAGCAUGGCAAAGACAAUUCAGUUGUAUGGAUUCUCUUGUGUUGAGGACCAGGAGGAGGUGAAGAGGCAUCUGGAGUUAUACACUGGAGAAGGGACUGUUUGUUCUGUUGAGUUCGCGCAGUGCAAGAGUGGUUCAAGGGCACAUGCCAAGGUUGAGUUCGUAGACUCUGAGAGCGCCGAAAUCCUAAAAUCCCUGGCGGAUGACGACCGACGCUUUUGGUAUGGUGACUCUUAUCUAAAAGCUCGAGAUUGGAGCACUGAAGUUGUACGAAAGCCAGAGGUCUUCCUGUGCAGCAUGGAUGAUGUAACGCUGCACUUCGGAUGUCAGGUUUUGAAGGAGAAGUUUUCUGUGCUUUGGGAAAGAGAGAAUGUCUGUGUUAAAUUUGGAGAGGGACAGAGGAAGCUCUACUUCUUUUUGUCUUAUGGUUCUGUUGAUUACAAGCUAGAGAUCUCCUAUGAGAACAUUUGGCAGAUUAAGCUACACCGGAUGCACGGAGAAACUUCAAAGUUUCUUCUCCUUCAGUUACUAGGAGCCCCUCGGAUUUUUCAGAAAGUCAAUAGAUGCUGGGAAAGGGAUGUUGAUUUCACUCCAUCAUGUUGCAUUGGGCAAUCUUCUGCUCUCUGCUUGGAGAUUCCAAACUGGCGCCAACUUCCAAACUUGCGCGAUGUUUUUGUCUACUACAAAGAAGACGAAGGUCAAUUCUCUCUGCAACAAGGUUGUCCUUUCUCUUCUAGUUCAGACCUUGUUCCCAUGGUGGUUCCUCCUAAAGGAAUCAUCUUGCCGUACAAAAUACUAUUCAAAGUAAAUUCCUUGGUUCAACAUGGAUGUCUUCCUGCUGAAGUACUUGAUCUCAACUUUUUCCGGUUAGUCGACCCGAGUAGAAUUCCUCUUGAAUGUAUAGAGUCUGCUCUAGACAAACUGUAUCACUUAAAAGAUUGCUGCUACGAUCCCCUGAGAUGGCUUAAAAAGCAAUAUAUAAAGUACAACACAAGUGGGCAGAUUCCGAAAAUGCCCACAAUUGCUUUAGAAGACGGCUUGGUGUAUGUACAUCGGGUUCAGGUAACGCCAACCAAAGUAUACUUCUGUGGCCCUGAGAUCAAUCUCUCCAACCGCGUCUUGCGCAACUACCCCAAGGACAUCGACAAUUUUCUUCGCGUUUCUUUUGUUGAUGAGAACUUGGAUAAGUUAUCUUCAACGGAUUUAUGUGCACGCGGAAGUUCUGCGAAUGGAAAAAGGCGAACGCGACUCUAUGACAGGAUACUUUUUACUCUAAGAAAUGGCAUACUCAUUGGCGACAAGAAGUUCGAGUUUCUUGCGUUUUCAUCGAGUCAGUUGAAAGAGGGUUCCCUUUGGAUGUUUGCUUCAAGAGAUGGACUUACUGCCGCAGAUAUCAGAAAUUGGAUGGGUGAUUUUCAUGACAUUAAAAAUGUGGCAAGAUAUGCGGCUAGGCUAGGUCAAUCUUUUGGCUCUUCCCACGAAACUUUUAGAGUUGGAAGGGACGAAGUUGAGCUAAUUCCUGACAUAGAAGUUAAAAGGGAUGGGAAGAAUUAUUGUUUCUCUGACGGAAUUGGCAAAAUAUCCGAAGAUUUUGCCAAAGAGGUGGCCAAAAAAUGUGGUCUAAACAGGUAUACUCCAUCAGCCUUUCAGAUUCGUUAUGGCGGCUAUAAAGGUGUUGUGGCCGUUGAUCCCACAUCUUCAAUGAAAUUGUCAUUGAGAAAAAAGAGCAUGUGCAAGUACAAGUCAAAGAACAACAAGCUAGAUGUUUUGGCAUGGAGCAAGUACCAGCCGUGCUUCCUGAACCGGGAGUUGAUUACUCUUUUGUCAACUCUUGGAGUCCGAGAUUGCGUUUUUGAAAAGAAGCAAAAGGAGACUAUAAAUCGCCUGGACUCUAUCUUAACUGAUUCUUUAAGAGCACAAGAUGAAUUGAAGAUGAUGUUUCCAAGAGAGAUCUCAAACAUUCUGAAGGAAAUGCUCAUGUGUGGAUAUGAGCCAGAUGAGGAGCCAUUUCUCGCAAUGAUGCUGCAAACACUGCAUGCGUCAAAGCUGCUGGAAUUGCGAACCAAAACAAGGAUACAUGUGCCCAAUGGAAGACUUAUGAUGGGAUGUUUAGAUGAAACUGGGACACUCGAAUACGGUCAAGUGUUUGUGCAGUGUUCUCGUCCCCAGCUCUUUGAUGAUUCUUCUCUAGUCUUCAACAACUACAGUUCAAGCUCUGACAAGUUUGUUGUUAAGGGAAAAGUGGUUGUAGCUAAAAAUCCUUGUCUACAUCCAGGAGAUGUGAGGGUCCUUAGGGCGGUGGAUGUUCCAGAAUUGCAUCACAUGGUAGAUUGCGUCGUUUUUCCACAGAAGGGAAUGAGGCCUCACACCGAUGAAUGCUCAGGGAGUGAUUUGGACGGAGAUACUUACUUCGUCUGUUGGGACCGUAAGCUUAUUCCUCCUCAGCGAUGUAAAGCAAUGGAUUAUACCGCAGCACCAAGAAUAGCGUUGGACCAUGAGGUCACAAUGGAGGAAAUAAAGGAGUACUUUGCUGACUACAUAGUCAAUGACAACGUGGGAAUUAUUUCGAAUGCUCAUAAGGUUUUUGCAGACAGAGAACCAGAAAAGGCUUGGAGCAAACGAUGUCUUGAGCUAGCAAAGCUAUCCUCAAUUGCCGUGGAUUAUCCAAAAACAGGUGUGGCCGCAAUAAUCCCAGGUCAUCUGCGUGCAAAAGAGUACCCGGACUUCAUGGAAAAGACUGACAAACCAACCUACGAGUCAAAGCGUAUCAUUGGAAAGCUAUUUCGACAGGUGAAGGAUGUCAAAGAACAUUCAAGUUCGAUAAAAUUCUUCACUAAGGAAGUGGCUAGUGAGUGUUACGACUAUGACAUGGAGGUGGAAGGAUUUGAGGAUUACGUCGAGGAAGCUUUUGAACUCAAAUCCAAUUACGAUGACAAGUUGGGAAAUGUCAUGAAUUACUAUGGAAUCAAGACUGAAGCUGAAUUGCUCAGCGGCAAUGUCCUCAAAAAGUCGAGGUAUUUUGACAAGAAAAGAGACUUGGAAUCAACAAAUUAUGCAGUAAAGGCACUGAUCAAAGAAGCUAGGACUUG